AUACUCACUAAAAACCGCGUGCAAUUUUCAAUCGUAUCGUAUCGGAACGGAAUCCAAUGUGAUCCAUUUUGGCCAGGCCAGUAAACAGAGGGAAUGCAGCGACAGAAACCCAAAGGACCGGGCAAACCCGGUCCACGAUUCAAACCGGGAUCCGGGAAAGCUAAAGGAGGACCUGGUGGCCGUGGAAACGGCGAUAACAAACAAAAGCGUUCUCGCCAAGAGUUCAACAAAUCCCGACUGGCAGCCACCGAUGCUGAGAUCAAGGAACUGCAGGCCAAGUAUGCAGAAAUUGAUGCUCCAGCCAUCAAGAAGUUCGCACAGUUUCCUCUGUCCAAAAAGACCCAAAAGGCGCUGGCGGAGUUCAAGUACGUGAAUCCUACGCAGGUGCAGCGGGAGAGUAUCGGACCUGCACUGCAGGGCAAGGAUGUGCUGGGUGCUGCGGUUACAGGCAGUGGCAAGACACUGGCCUUUCUUAUACCCGUUCUGGAGCAUCUUUUCAUCAACAAAUGGUCGCGCACCGAUGGCGUUGGCGCUAUCAUCAUCUCGCCCACCCGUGAGCUGGCAUAUCAGAUCUUCGAGACCCUUAAGAAGGUGGGCAAGCACCAUGACUUCUCCGCCGGCCUAAUCAUCGGCGGAAAGAACCUAAAAUUCGAACGCACUCGUAUGGACCAGUGUAACAUACUGAUCUGCACACCCGGCCGCUUGCUACAACACAUGGACGAGAACCCGCUAUUCAAUACGAGCACCAUGGAGGUGUUGGUUUUGGACGAAGCCGAUCGCUGUUUGGACAUGGGCUUCCAGAAGACGCUAAAUUCGAUUAUUGAAAAUUUCCCACCCGUCCGGCAGACGCUGCUCUUUUCGGCAACUCAAACGAAUACUGUUCAGGAUUUAGCGAGGCUUAAUCUGAAGGAUCCAGUCUAUGUGGGCUAUGGAGCAGCCACGCCCGGGGAAGAGCCCUCAAGUUCUAAGAAGGGUCCGAGCACCGCUAUCUUGGCCGUACCUGAGCUCCUGCAGCAAAGCUAUGUGGUGCUGAACCUUGAGGACAAAAUCACCAUGCUAUGGUCAUUCAUUAAGAAUCAUCAGAAGCAAAAGAUCAUAGUGUUUGUGUCCAGUUGUAAGCAGGCCAAGUACCUGUACGAAAUCUUUUGCAAACUGCGUCCGGGUAGCCCAUUGCUAGCUCUAUACGGUACCCUUCAUCAGGAUCGUCGCAUUGCUAUCUAUGAGGAUUUCCUUCGCAAGGGCCACGUGGUCAUGUUCUCUACGGACGUCGCGUCACGUGGUCUUGAUUUUCCUGCCGUGAAUUGGGUGGUGCAGUUGGACUGCCCGGAGGAUGUCUCGCAGUAUAUUCAUCGAGCUGGUCGCUCUGCCCGAAAUAAGACUCGCGGGGAGUGUCUUCUGGUAUUGACACCCAGCGAGGAGGAGUACAUGAUUGGUGCACUCAAGGACCAGCUGAAUAUUAACAUUCGUUGUGUGCAAAUCGAUCCCAAAAAGCUCUUCUCGCCGCGCGUCAAAAUCGAAGCCUUUCUGGCUCAAUUUCCUGAGCUGAGGGCCACCGCCCAGCGUGCCUUCCUGUCCUACAUAAAAUCCGUAUUCCUGAUGCGCAACAAGCGUCUGUUUAAUGUCUUUAGCCUGGAUCUAGAUGCAUUUGCUCAGUCGCUUGGCCUAGCGGUUACGCCGCGCGUUCCCUUCCUCGAAAAAUUCCUGUGGCGCCAGAAGCAGCUGCAGCAGCAAAAGGAACAGGGCGAUGUACCACCGGUCACUAAUCCAGUUCUCAGCAAGAUGACCAAACAACAGACCUUUGGCGGUGCUGAUGACGAUGAUGAUGAUAGUGAUGACGAAGACUUUAUUAAGGUAAAACGUAAGGAUCAUGAUGUCGAAGGAGAUCCAGUGGAAUUAGACCAAGUCGAGGGUGAGGAGGAUGUGCCUGAGGCGCCACUUGUUGUGCCCAAGCGGGAGAAACUCGUGACCAAGGCUUCGUUGGCUAAGAAAGCGCUAAAGAAGAACCUGCAGGUCAACUCCAAACUGAAGUUUGAUGAGGAGGGCGAAACUAUGGCGGACGAUCGUAACCAGAUGAAGGCUCUGAGUGCCAGGCAGAGAACAGAAAACAAUGACGAAGACGAUGGAGGCAUUGAUCUGGUAUUAUCCAAGGCGCUGCUGACCGAGGAGGAUCAGUAUGAUAAGCAACGGUUCAGGGAGCUCGUUAAAAAACGACACAAACUGCAGCGUGAGAAGCUGCGCAAGAAGGCAGAGGAGGCCAAGGGCAGCGAUGAAGAGGUGGAAGAAGAGGAUGCUGAUGAUGCCGAAGAUGCUGGUAGUGAGAGUGACCAUUCAGUGGACCUUUCAUGGCUGCCAGAUCCCGACAAGAUCUAUAAAAAUAAGGAUGACAAUGGGGUUCAAAAUUCUGAAUCUGAAUCGGAGCCAGGUAAUGGAACCGAUCAGGAGGAAGAUGAUGGGGACAGUGAUGAUGUAUCUGACGAUGAGCCCGCCUACAAGAAGUCUAAGCUUACUAAUAAGAUGACUCUAAUGGACACGGAGGCCAUUGCAGCCAGUCUUUUGGGUAGCUGAGUAAGGUGCUUGACUGUGUGAAUAAAUUAAUGCAUAUAAUUUUCUAAUUAUUUGUUAGUUUUUAAAGUCAUACGCUGUUUCAUUAGUAAAACUUUUCAAUUUUAAUACCUUUGAUGUAGCAAAUCUUAAAGUUCAAGUUUAAAGAUUACAGAAAAUCUUUGCAUUAAGGUUUUCAAAAGUUGAAAAACGUAUAAAGAUACCUGGAUAAAAAUGAAAUAUAUGCUUUAAAAAGCAAUACAAUAUUAGAAUUCCGCAUUUCAAAAUUAAAACCAACAUUUAAGGAUCGAAUAUAAAGAAUCAAGGUCAUCAAACUAAGAGAGAUUAAAACCCUGAUCAACUCCCAGUAAAAAGUCGCUUUCCAAAUGCUUCACAAAUAUUUGGAAAAUGCCCACAAAUUUA
Messenger RNA from Drosophila eugracilis, 2964 nucleotides. RefSeq names its product probable ATP-dependent RNA helicase DDX10. NCBI's taxonomy places the organism in Eukaryota, Metazoa, Arthropoda, Insecta, Diptera, Drosophilidae. The transcript is spliced from 2 exons. Gene Ontology annotation, molecular function: ATP binding; nucleic acid binding; RNA helicase activity. Gene Ontology annotation, biological process: rRNA processing. Gene Ontology annotation, cellular component: nucleus. The record is from RefSeq and is a predicted model, not a curated record. The coding region runs from base 94 to 2565 and encodes 823 amino acids.